AUGGGGCGGUACCGCAACCGGCCAGUACCGGCGGCGUACUUCGUGGACGGGUACCAGAGGUCGCGUGCCUUCAUCGUGACGGAGCGGCCGGGCGCAGCUGCGUGCGACGCCCUCUGGCGCCUGGCUUGGGAGCAGGGCGUCACCACGGUCGUGCUCAUCGGAGUACUACAGGGCAUGGAGGAAUGGUUCCUGCCUAAGCUGGGUCGUGUUCGAUCAUUCCGUGACCUCAGUGUCAGAGGUCACACAGAGCGAGCCCUGGUGGGCUGCGUCGUCCGAGAAACGAUCGUGUCCAAGCUGAAGGUGCUUAAGCUCGUGGGGAUGAUGAUCAUGUUCGUGCCGUACCAGGAAAGGUUGCUGAAGGGCCGGUCCCGCCGGUGCGGCGAGCGGCGCCUCCAGCUGUGGCAGUACACCGACUGGCCAGAGCUGGGGAUGCCCGACAGUCCCCUGCAGCUGCUGCACUUCACUCGGCGCAUCAUCCUCAAGCACAAACAGGAGCUGGGCGUAUUCUCCUACUGGCAGCAUGCGAUAGGCCAGUGUCCGCACCUCCUGACGACGCUGGCCGAGUACGCGUUCCUGCACGACUGCCUGCUGGAGCGGGUGACGGCCGGGGAGACGCUCGUGCCCCGUGACGGGGCUCGCCGGUACCUGGAGCAGCUGCAGAGCAGCUGCGGCACCGGCUUCCCGCACUCGACCGCCGAGAAACAGUACAACAGCGCCACGGACCUGAAGGUGCGUCAUUUCACUGUGUCGUCGGGGAACCGGCCCUGCAACGAGGGCAAACGCCGCGGUAGCAGCUUUAUCCAGAUGGAGGACUCGCGCGUGCGGCUGGCGCCGACGUUCGGACUCGACGGCACCGACUACGUCAACGCCUCCUGGCUGCCAGGCUAUCGACUGGCAAAGGAGUACAUUCUGACCCAACACCCGCCGCCCAGCACUGUGCUGAGCUUCUGGCAGAUGGUGUGGGAGCACCGCGUGACCACGGUCGCCUGUCUGUCACCCGAGGAAUGUGGUGUGUUCUGGCCACUCGCGCAGCCCAUUUACUGUCCACAAUUUAUCAUCCGUUACGUGUCCGAGAGUGCCGACUGCAGCGCCACCUAUAAGACCUCGUGGAUCGUGCGUUCCUUCCGGAUGGACUCCGCGGAGGGCGCAGGGGCGCUGACCGUGCGGCUGGUGUCACUGCCCAUGUGGCCGGAGGAGGCCUCCAUAGACUCGGCCAUGGAGGGCGUGCAGGCCGUGCAGGAGGUGCACGGCGAGAGGCAGACACCGCUGCUCGUCGUCGACAGGUACGGUGGCACGGAAGGAGCCAGCUUUUGUCUUCUGGGCACGGCGCUUCGGCAGCUGCAGCAUGAGGCGUGCUUUGAUGUAUUCACGUACGCCAAGCUCUACCAUCAGAGACGUCCAGGCAUCUGGAAAAGCAUGAGGGAAUAUCUUUACCUGUACCACGCGGUGUCAGCGUGGCUGGCGACGCGCGGAAACGGCGUCCUGUACCGAGGAGCCUCCUGCACCAGCCUCUGCGAGAGCCGCACCCCGACAGAAGCGACUCGGGACGCAGCUCACGGCGUCAUGGUGUGACGCUCGCCAAAGUGACAAUGUGAUGUUCGACGGGGUGAGUGUGUGACGCUCGGAAGGGUGAUGGUGUGUCGCUGGAGAGGUGGUCAACGAGGUGAUGGUGUGACGCUGGAGAGGUGAUCGGCGAGGUGAUGGUGUGACGCUGGAGAAGUGAUCAGCGGGGUGAUGGUGUGACGCUGGUUGAGAUGAUUGUGUGAUGCUAGGUGGAUGAUUGUGUUAUGCUGGGUGGGUGAUGGUGUAGUUUCGGGUGAAAUGGUAGUGUGACGCUUGACUGGAUGAUGACGUCAAGGUGGGAGGGAUGAGAGUUGGCUGCUGCUGGGAGGCGUCAUGUGCGACAACGGAAGGGGAUAUUGUGAUACCGGUCGGGGUGAUA
Molecule: messenger RNA, 1942 nt
Organism: Pollicipes pollicipes
Lineage: Eukaryota; Metazoa; Arthropoda; Thecostraca; Pollicipedomorpha; Pollicipedidae
Product: tyrosine-protein phosphatase 99A
Exons: 12
Coding region: 1-1572 (523 amino acids)
Biological process (GO): protein dephosphorylation
Molecular function (GO): protein tyrosine phosphatase activity
Source: RefSeq, a predicted model, not a curated record